CUUUUUCUGUUAUUUAUAAUUUCCUUUUUUUAAAAAAUUCAUUUCGCAUUUUGUACUCUAUUAAUAACCAUUCAACCAUGCUGCUCAGCGAGACGGUCACUGACGCAAACGUUAAGCAAUACGCAAUCGAGCGGCUGGCCAAGCUGCUGCGGCACCCCGACGAUUUAGUAUACAAGGCCGACGACGUGCGGCGGAAGCUGGCCCAGGAGAAGCUUCUAAUUGACGCACAGCUGAGCACUGACGUGCGGCGGCAAUUCGACGAUGUGCAGGAGGGAAUUGAGCUGCUCUACACAACCAAGGGCCAAAUUGGGCGCGUCAAAACAGACAUGCAGCAGGUCGACCACCUGUGCAACCAGGCCCAGAGCUACCUGACCAACUUUGACCGCAUCCAAAAAAUAUCCAUCGCCAACCGCAACUUUGUGCGCGUCAACGAGUUCUACCGUCAGUUCAGCGAGUUUCACGAGCAAUACACGCUUGUGCGCCAAAUGCUCGCUGACGCGCAGACAAACUUUGAGCAGGCCGAUUUUAACCUGCUGCGCCUGCACUAUUUCCUGUACAAGCUGGAGGACUUUCGUAACCGCGCGUUGGGCUUCUCGGGCGUUAACGACGCCGACUCAGUGCAGACAUUGCUGCAGAUGUUUGGCGGCCUGGACAGCCUCGUAGCGAGUUCGAGACCUUUCUUUGGCAUGUUGCCGGAAGCAUCUACGACCUGGCCCUGCCUGCUCAAGGUCAUCGAGGUCGAGGAGGCCGCCGACCGCGCGCAGGAGCGCGAGACAGAGGGCGCCGGCUUAGCCCGCCGCCAGUCGCUGAUCAGCGGGUCGGACCGCCUGUCCAUGGACUCGUCGAACAUGGGACGCGGCCCCAAGAAGGAGCGCCGGAUCAAAAAGUACAAGCAGAAGCUGCUCGACCUGAUGCACGACUUUAUAUUCAAGCGCGUGUCCGAUUUCGUCAAGCAGGACGCCGACGGGCUGGACGGCAUCACCGAGGUCACCGGCUUCAUCGUCGACGAGCUCACGUUUGUCGCUGAGGCUGUGGCGCCGGCAUUCCCGCCCAACUACUUUAUCUUUGACGAGUUUGUCAACGAGUACCACCAGGCGGUGGUCGCAACCACAAACGAGCUAAUCUCAGGCGACCUCGAGGGCGGCUCGAUCCUGAUGCUGCUGCGCUGGGUGCGCGAGUACUACACGGCCAUGCGCAAGGAGCUGAGCAUCCAGAAGGACAGGCUCAAGCCUGCCCUGCUCGAGGGCCGUGAGGACCAGCUGGCGCAGGAGUACCUGGACAUUGCCGUGCGCAAAAUCCGCGAGUGGAUCACCAACCUGAUGCGCUCCGAGGCCGAGACGUUCACCAGCCGCGUGGACGCGCCCAGCAUGGGCGAGGACGGCCUGUACGUCACCAACGGCUCAGUGUUUCUAUUCGAGAUUGUCAACCAGAACCUUGAUGUCGUCAUACAGGCGCAGCGGGCCAAGCUGCUCUGCGACCUGCGAGAAGCCAAGCAGAUAGAGACGCCCGAGAACGUGGCUGAGGGCCUGGUUGACUACACAAUGGCGCUGGCCAACGAGCAGAUCCGGUCAGUCGUGCAGGCCGAGACCAUCCGUGAUGAACCGGCGACCGGCUUUCGCGCUCGCACCAGGAGCGUUCAAGGCGGAGCUCUCGCAGACCAUGGACAUCUUCAUGAACGUAGCCGAGGCGGCCACGCAGACCCUGGCCGACAUUGUGUUCUCCGACCUGCGGCCAAUCACAUCGGCGCUGUACACGCCGACUGGUACCAGGACGACCUGCUGCAGCCGGUCAUCGAGACGCUCAAGGAUUACUGCCAGGACUUCCAGGACCACCUUGACAACUACAUAGACGCGGUGGCCGGCAAGGUCAAGUUUUACAAGGGCCAGACCAGCGAGAAGCUGACCCUUGAGCUGCACAGGGCGACAAAGUUCUUCAAGCAGCACAUGGAUGGCAGCGCAGUUGCCGAGACGUUAAACGUCGUGCGCAUCCUCAUUUCGCUAAUCGACUCGACGCCGACGAUGAUAUUCCUCGAGUUCUUCUCGGUCAAGAAGCAGUACCCGGAUUUGCCGCUGGCGCUGGUCGAGGACAUUCUGACCAAACGCGACGACCUGGAGAAGCAGCAGCUGAAGAGCAUCCUCGAGUCGCUGCGCCAAAAGUCAAAGGGCGACACUGGAUCGUCGCUGGCCAAGCAGCGUACGCUAUUUUCGAAGCUCAAGAGCUACCCUCCUUUGGGCAGCGUCGCGCAGAACCGCUUUUUCUGA
Kickxella alabastrina is the source of this 2261-nucleotide messenger RNA. RefSeq names its product exocyst complex component Sec6-domain-containing protein. Gene Ontology annotation, cellular component: exocyst. Gene Ontology annotation, molecular function: SNARE binding. NCBI's taxonomy places the organism in Eukaryota, Fungi, Kickxellomycota, Kickxellomycetes, Kickxellales, Kickxellaceae. Bases 78 to 2261 code for a protein of 727 amino acids. The transcript has 4 exons. Gene Ontology annotation, biological process: exocytosis; exocyst localization. The record is from RefSeq and is a predicted model, not a curated record.